Acanthoscelides obtectus is the source of this 2707-nucleotide messenger RNA. NCBI's taxonomy places the organism in Eukaryota, Metazoa, Arthropoda, Insecta, Coleoptera, Chrysomelidae. The record is from the annotation of a GenBank genome assembly.
CUUGUCGUAUGUUUAUAUGUAAGCAUUUCAUAUUUUCAUAAGAAAUUUUCCAGAAUUUAAAAUAUCUACAAUCCUUAUCCUCAAUGAACUACAUAUCUAAACAGGCAGACUGCGCGAAAAUAGCUUACAUGCAUUAAAAAAAUAUGAACUUAUUAAACUUAGGAUCUUAGGAACACUUUUUAAAUCCUUUUUUGUUGAACAUAACCACAAACAAAUAAUACACUGACAGUACUGACAAUUGACACUCGAAACCACAGAACGUCAAAUUAGAUUAGUUGGACCAGAUGCCUACCUAUUUUUUACAACACACGUUUUGACAGAAGCCUUCCAUUCUAUCCGAUUAAGACUUGACACGAUUUGGAACUUUAAACUAAAUGAUGGUGAAUUCUAAAAUUCCUCAUUAACUUUUGCCCACAUUUACGACCUUGUCAACCUAAUUCAUGAGCUUUUCAUGGUUUUUAGGGAUUCUAAUGUACUUGUCACGUUGAUAUUGGCUGUCCGUGUUGCCUGUUUCCUCAACGUUUUCUUGUGACGUUUUCAAGUCAAGUGACAAGUGGUAUUUAUGUGCUUUUCAUCUAUUUUGGUGUAUUAUAUUUUGGGCUUGUAUUGUGCCCUUCUAUUUUGUAGGUGGUAAUUUUUGAUUUUUAUUAUUGAAUUUGGGGUGUGUAGUCUUUUUAUAAAUAUGAAGAACGAUUCUGAAGAUGAAAAUUUUGCCCAUUUUCGCUUUUAUGAAAAGACGGGAAGAUGCGAAUUUAGCUUCUACCUUGAUGUCGAAAUACCCGAUGUUGGUGUUAUUAAAGAGGAUAUACAGGCAGCUAGACAAACUAGCGAUACAAUUUCUUCAUUGCUGAAGCAUAUUCAAAACAAAUUGAAGAAAAGUAUUCAUGACAAGUUUUCUAAAGAUGGAAUUUGUAUACCCACUUCUCUUCGAGGAAAUUAAUGGAACCUUAGAAUAAUGUAACACCCGUGGUUGUCUGUUGAAUCUCCAUGUUUCACUGUCCACCAAAUCAAAAUUGUAGAUGUAGAAUUGAAGAUUUACUAAUAUUUUGGCCACCUUGAGGAUGAUGAAGUGCAUGAUCACUUGUAUGAAAUUUUCAUACCAAUUUAGGACCACACAAGGUGUUCUCUACAAGGCACUAUGAAACUAGGUACCUUGGGAAAAUCCUUAUCUGAUGGCAAAACUGUGAUGUUUUCUAUAUGGGGCCAAGAAUACACAAUACUGUAUAAUACCCCCUUUAUUAAAGAAAUGAAAUUACUGCCUAUAUUAUUUGCUGGAUGUUCCAUAAAACCAAAGUUCUAUCCACCUUUCAUAUAUAUAAAUAUGUCCGAAUUUGUUUGGUACAAAUCUAAGGAUAAGGAGCAUUGGAGUGAAGUUGGAACAGGUUUUCAGUACUGUAUUCAAAAAGGGGAUGUUGAUCAUUAUCUUAAGCUAAAAUGUACCCCUUAUAAUUAUGUUGGAGCGAAAGGGAAUAUAUCAGAGGUUAUAUCUGAAAAUCGUGUGAUAUGCAUGGGCGAGCUUCCGAAAUGUCCUUUUGAGGAUCGGCAUAAGUUUACAAAAAAAUGGUCGAAUAAUAUGGAAUUGAGGAUAGUUACAUACAAUAUUCUAGCAGAAAGAUAUACAGCAAUUGAUGGAAAUUAUUCAUAUUGUGAACCUGUAUACUUGUCAAUGGAGUACAGGAAGCAGUUAAUUCUGAAAGAAUUACUAGGUAACAAUUCAUAUCCAAUUCAGUCAGAUUCGAUAUUUAGAUAUUUCUUGAUAGGUUAUAAGGCUGAUAUAAUAUGCCUUCAAGAAGUCGACAUUGUUCAUUAUCAUAAAUUCUUUGGUCCUAAGAUGCGAGAAAACUCAUAUUAUGGAGUAUUUCGCAAGAAAGGAAACAGACUUACAGAAGGUUUGGCAUGCUUUGUAAGGCGUAAUCGAUACAGUUUGAUGAGCUCUAGACAUCUAGUAUAUAGCCAAGAAGUAAAGAAAAAGCAAUACUCGCAUAUUUGGAAACAUUUGGCAAAAAAUAAGAAAGUUGCGGACGUCUUUCUUAAACAACAUACUUCUUUGCAAGUGGUAGUUUUGGUAUGCCCUGAACGCAUUCUAAUCGUUGCAAACACACAUUUAUACUAUCAUCCAGAUGCUAAUUCAAUCAGACUGCUACAAGCCAAUAUUGCGACGAUAUAUCUGGAUGACUUGAAGAAUUUUUAUUACAGACAAUGCAAAACGGAUGUACAUGUUAUUUUCUGCGGAGAUUUUAAUAGUGAUCACAGUAAGUCGUUAUACCCGUUCAUGAUACAAGGAAGAAUCCACCCAAAACACAAAGAUUGCUUGCAAGUUGACGAACAUGGAAAUCUAUUAUUGAAUCAUAAGUUUCACUUCACUAGUGCCUGUGGAACCCCGUUAUAUACAAACUAUACACCCGACUACAAAGGCUGUUUGGACUAUAUUUUUGUUGAAGACAAUACAAUGGAGGUUAAACAGGUGAUCCCGUUGCCUGACGAGACAGAAUUGAGUCAAUACAACGGCCUUCCCAAUAAGUAUUAUCCAUCCGAUCACGUGGCGUUGGUAGCAGAUCUAUUGAUUAACAACAGAAACUCAUGGUGAGCUGCUGAUUAUUUGUCAUGCUUAGUUCUUUUUAUAGUUUUAAAUGUUGAUAAAUUUACUAAUUCUUUACCAGACGAUUUGAUAUUAUUGACAAAUGUACAAUAAACAAUAAUUAAUAUA